AUGUACAAGUAUAUCUGUUGUGGACUUCUACCCUUUCCUCAUAUUAUCAAAUUGAUCUUUCUCUUCCUCUUAUACUGCAGAUUCACAGACGUUCAGAUCCGCCUGAUGAAGGACACGCUGAAGCAUCCUAAGGGAUUCAUGCUGGGUGCUCCUGAGAUCCUUCAGUUAAACUCCAACAUCAUGCAGACUAUUAGAGCGAAAAAGGUGCUUGAUAUCGGGGUGUUUACGGGAGCCAGUGCAUUAGCGGCUGCCCUCGCCCUCCCUCCUGAUCAUGGCGGCCAGGUGCAUGGUCUCGACAACAAUGAGGAGUACACUAACAUGGCCAAGAAGUACUGGAGUGAGGCUGGGGUGUCCGACAAGAUUCACUUGCACAUCGGAGACGCAACCGACACUCUCCAGAAGUUCAUCGAUGAAGGUCAGGCUGGCUCCUACGACUUUGCCUUCGUUGACGCUGACAAAAACGACUACAACCGCUACUUUGAGCAAUGCCUGGUGUUGGUGCGGUCUGGAGGCAUCAUCUCAUUCGACAACACACUCUGGAGGGGCAGUGUUCUUGACCCUCAGAACCAGAGUGACUUCACAGUAGCUGUUCGGGAAUUCAACCUGAAGGUGAAGGAUGACAAACGUGUCAAUAUAUCCUUCCUUAAGAUUGGUGAUGGCUUGACAAUUUGUUUUAAAAAAUAGGAUUAUGCAGUUAUGAAGUCCCUUGUAUUUGUAAUACUAAUUACAGGAAACAUUCCCCUUUAAAGCUUAUAUAAACGAUUGUUACCUUCAUGAAAAAAAGCUUUUGUGUGUAUAAUUAUGCCUUAUUAAUAAUGAGUGAUAAGCUGAAAUCAUGCAUUAAUAAUAUACAUCAUAACAUAGAGGUCGCGUUAUAAGUCAUGCCCGAUGUAAAUUUUUAGGAAUUGAUGUUUUGUUUGUUUUAGAUAACUACUAGAGAUGGCUGACCCCUAGAGAUGGCUGACCCCAUGAGGAAUGAACCGCAUGAAAAAAAAUGGAACCAGUGCUCCUGCACAUUGCUGGAAUGAAUUGAAAAGAGGUUUGUUAAGAAUUCCAACAUCUGCACCCAGAGAAGCCAAAGCCGAAUUGCCGUAUGGUUCAACUUUUGCUACGGUUUAUUCCUCAUGGGGUCAACCAUUUCUACUUACAUACCGUUUUGAGAGUUAAUAUCUCGCAAAUUACAGUUUGGUUUACAAAAUAUUGAGAAACAGAUGAUUUGAUUUGUAUUGUCAAUAUGAUUAUUAUGCUAAUUAAGAUAUUCCUAGCAAGGAUUAGGAAUGAAAAUUGGCGAAAUAUUUUGUCAUCAACUCCCAAAUUUCCAUGUAAGCGACCAUGGGGAGUUAUUACAGUGCCAUAAUUUUUAAAGAAAAUUAUAUCAUGCUGUAGAGAAAAUAUAUACUAUGUAUUCCCUCCAAAAAGCCCUGCCUUGUCGCCCUGAGGGUGCCUUAGGAUUAAGCCAAUCACAGUAACUAGUAAGGGUGACGUCAUAGGCAUAUCUGGGCUGAUUGGCUAGAGACUAGAGUUUCGUACUUAGUAACAUAUGCGCUCGAUUUUCAAACACAGAGUCUGUGUUUGGAAGUGUUUAAGUGUAGAGGUGUAUGGGGGGUCGACAGAUUCAACAUGGCAAAAUAUAUAUAAGUAAGUGCACUUAAGGCUUUAUCUGUUUCACGAAAUGUAUUGCGAUUCAUGAGACCCCGUUUAACUAGCUAGGAGAAUAGGUUAUUAUUUUGAAAGUGUGACUGUCCAUUCUGAAUAACGUCGUUAAUGAAUGAAGAAACGUUAAGGAUAGUUCUCAAUUCCCUUCCCUCUGUGUAUGGAGUAGAGUAUUCCUCAUCGGUGUCUUUGUAGUAUACAGUGAUAAAGUGCCCCCAUGAGUAACAACAUGACUAUCAUAUGUUUCCCCUAGUAUAUACGAGUAUGUUAGUGCAUUAUUUACUUACUCCCUCCUUACCUUUCCUCUCUCUCACUCCAGUUCAUCUAUGGGCACCGUAGGAAGAGGUCACACCCGCUCGUCGUCCUCUGACUUCAGCGCUGUGUGAAUGCCUUUCUCUUUUGUCGGAUCACCAGUAUGGUGAUCUGCUCUCCUAUUGCGCCCAUCUUUGGUCAUCCUCUCUAAGGGAUU
Messenger RNA from Homarus americanus (American lobster), 2122 nucleotides. RefSeq names its product probable caffeoyl-CoA O-methyltransferase 2. Gene Ontology annotation, molecular function: O-methyltransferase activity; S-adenosylmethionine-dependent methyltransferase activity. Lineage: Eukaryota; Metazoa; Arthropoda; Malacostraca; Decapoda; Nephropidae. The record is from RefSeq and is a predicted model, not a curated record. The coding region runs from base 1 to 684 and encodes 227 amino acids. The transcript has 3 exons.